AUGUCCACAGUCUCUCUAGUCCCCGAGACCCGGGUCCUUGCCAUUGCAAGCCAUGUAAGUCAUUUUGUCAAAUGCGGUCAUGAUCCCCAUAUAAGUUAUGUCGGAAACAAAAUGGCAACGCUGGUCAUGCAACUACUGGGCUGUGAUGUUGCCGCGUUGAACACCGUCCAUUUCAGCAACCAUACUGGCUACAGGCAGUUCAAAGGCACAAGGGCAACCGCUGAGCAGAUUACUGAACUCUAUGAGGGCCUAUGCCAGAGCCACCUAACAGACUUCGACGUCAUGCUGUCCGGCUAUGCGCCCAGCGCCGCAGCCGUCGAGGCUGUAGGAGCCAUCGGCAUGGACCUGCAGCGCAAGGCUGAAAAGAACCCCGGCUCUUUCUUCUGGGUCCUGGACCCGGUAAUGGGCGACCAGGGCCGCCUAUACGUUAGCAAUGACGUGGUGCCGGCCUAUAAGACGAUCAUCCACCACGCGGACCUGAUUCUCCCCAAUCAGUUCGAGGCCGAAACCCUAUCCGGAAUCAAAAUCACCUCCCUCAGCACGCUAGCCGAAGCCAUCACCGCCAUCCACGCCACCUACAACGUCCCCCACAUAAUCAUCACUUCCGUCGACCUGUCCAGGUUCACCCAAUCACCCUCAUCGCAGACCACCACCCCACCAGACAGCCUGACCGUCAUCGGCUCAACAACCCGCUCCGACGGUCCCCGCGUCUCUUCCGCAUCGACGUCCCAGCCCUGGACUGCUACUUCAGCGGCACAGGUGACAUCUCCGGACGACAAAGUCCUGGGUGUCCCCCGACGAGGUCAAGGCCACGGAUCUCCCUCUGCGCGAGCGACCGUCCAGGUUCUGGCGAGCAUGCACAGCGUGCUCGAGAAGACGAUGGAGGCGCGCGAUGCGGAGCUCCGGGCGGCUGAUACCCGGGGCGAUGAGACGCUUAGUGAAGAGGAGAGGCUGAAGCGGGAGCACCUGCGGAAGAGUAAAGCGGCUGAGGUGAGAUUGGUGAGGAACGUGCAGUACCUGCGUGAGCCGACGGUGGUGUUCCAGGCGCAGGAGUGGAGGAAGGAAGAUUUACCGGCGGGGAGCCAAUAG
This is a messenger RNA of Aspergillus nomiae NRRL 13137, 1089 nucleotides long. Its product is annotated as pyridoxal kinase. Bases 1 to 1089 code for a protein of 362 amino acids. The record is from RefSeq and is a predicted model, not a curated record. NCBI's taxonomy places the organism in Eukaryota, Fungi, Ascomycota, Eurotiomycetes, Eurotiales, Aspergillaceae. Gene Ontology annotation, molecular function: pyridoxal kinase activity. Gene Ontology annotation, cellular component: cytosol. Gene Ontology annotation, biological process: pyridoxal 5'-phosphate salvage. The transcript is spliced from 6 exons.